CACAAGAUUUACAGCAAGAGUUAUGGAACUGACAACGCCAAGUUCACGCACCACAAAAACGCCAUUCUGUAUUCCGCGGUGACGGAGAUGCAGGGAACGCUGUGCUAUUUGUCGCUUCACGACAACCGCCACCUCCGGUACCUGAGAGGCCAUUCGAAGCCUGUCUGUGCGAUGGACAUUUCACCGAUUGACGACGCUGUCAUCAGCGGGUCUCUGGACAACACCGUGCGCCUCUGGGACCUCAGGGUGUCCGAGUGCGUGGCGAAGAUCAGAUACGCCCCGACGCCGAGGCCGUGCGUCGCGUUCGAUCCGAUGGGCGUUCUGUUCGCCUUGACGGCGCCCCCGAACGUAUUGAAGUUGUUCAACCUGAAGCAGCUCGGACUGGGUCCGUUCGACGAGUUCUGCAUUCCCAUUCUCGAGUCGUUGGAGCCCAAUUCUUCCAUCGAGCCCGCGCAGUUGUACGCCACGUCGUGCACGUUCGACCCCAGUGGCUGCUUCGUCAUGAUCAUGUACAACGAUGGGUCGGCUUACGUCUUAGACGCGUUUACAGGAGAAACAAGACACAUCUUCCGAACGAGUCGAGAUCGGCGCAUUCUGGACGCUCGCCUCGGUGGCUGCUUCACCCCGGACUCCCAGUACGUCUUGAUGGGGACAGAGACGGGAAGCAUCUAUUGCUGGAAAAUGGAGACCGGAGAGUUGGUCCACAAGUGGACCAACAUUCAUCCGGGGCCGAUUUGCUGUCUCGAGUUCAACCCGGCAUACUUCAACAUGGUCGCAUCGUGCAACCAUUUGUCCAUGUGGCUCUCAGACGAAAACAAGCUUCGCGACGAGGCGUGAGGGGGUACAAGUCGGGUCACGAACGACUCUCCCCCCCUCGAUCCAGAAAGCGACUCCGUCACCGCCGGUCAAAAAAAAAAAAAAAACACCAAUUCCACGUGCCCCCCCCUUUGAAACGAAACGCGAAGUCUGGUGGUAUUCGACCGUUUUUCUCCGACUACCUUCUCUCCAGACUCCUCGUCCGUUCUCUACGAGCCCGGCCUCGGAGGGUGGCGUUCAGACAUCCGUGCCGUCGCUCCCUGUCCGGCGCGCCACAAUAGGCGCGCACCUCCUCCUCUGUCGACAA
Messenger RNA from Schistocerca gregaria, 1123 nucleotides. RefSeq names its product WD repeat-containing protein 82-like. NCBI's taxonomy places the organism in Eukaryota, Metazoa, Arthropoda, Insecta, Orthoptera, Acrididae. Gene Ontology annotation, cellular component: Set1C/COMPASS complex. The transcript is spliced from 2 exons. Gene Ontology annotation, molecular function: chromatin binding; protein binding. The record is from RefSeq and is a predicted model, not a curated record. The coding region runs from base 88 to 837 and encodes 249 amino acids.